This is a messenger RNA of Eubalaena glacialis (North Atlantic right whale), 1456 nucleotides long. It is a transcript of the gene PAXX, whose product is annotated as PAXX non-homologous end joining factor. The record is from RefSeq and is a predicted model, not a curated record. Gene Ontology annotation, molecular function: molecular adaptor activity. The coding region runs from base 141 to 764 and encodes 207 amino acids. Gene Ontology annotation, biological process: double-strand break repair via nonhomologous end joining. Lineage: Eukaryota; Metazoa; Chordata; Mammalia; Artiodactyla; Balaenidae. The transcript is spliced from 7 exons. Gene Ontology annotation, cellular component: nonhomologous end joining complex; site of double-strand break; nucleus.
CGCUCCGGAAGCCUUCCGCCGGCGCAGGCGCACUAGGUCCCGAGGCGGCCUUAGGUUUCGAGGGGGCCCUAGGUUUCGAGGCGGCUCUAGGUCCCGAGGCGGCCCUGGAUCCGCCGGGUCCCUCCGCCUGCCGAGGUGCCAUGGUGCCGCCACCGCUGUCGCCGCCGCUCUGCACGCUGCCGCCCGGCCCCGGACCCCCGCGCUUCGUGUGUUACUGCGAGGGGGAGGGCAGUGGGACGGGGGAACGCGGCGGCUUCAACCUCUAUGUGACGGACGCCGCGGAGCUUUGGAGCACCUGCUUCACGCCGGACAGCCUGGCGGCCCUCAAAGCCCGUUUUGGCCUGAGUGCGGCUGAAGACAUCACCCCCCGCUUCAGGGCAGCCUGCCAGCAGCAAGCUGUGACUCUCACCCUGCAGGAGAACAGAGCAUCCCUGACCCUUUCAGGGGGGCCCUCGGCGCUGGAAUUUGACCUCUCCAAGGUGCCGGGCCCAGAGGCAGCCUCCAGGUUGCAGGCACUGACACUGGGCCUGGCAGAGCGCGUGUGCAGCUUGGAGCAGCGGCUGGCAGCUGCUGCAGAGGAGACAGCCACCAGCCCCAGGAAGAGCUCCCGGCAGGUGGGCCCUCUGCUCUUCUUACCAGACCCGGAUCCUCAGAGAGGUGGCCCUGGACCUGGGGUCAAGAGGCGGUGUCCGGGAGAGUCUCUCAUCAACCCUGGCUUCAAGAGUAAGAAACCAGCUGGUGGUGUAGACUUCGACGACCCCUGAAGGUGCAGCAAAAACUGUGACCGUCGGGAGGCUGCUUGCAAGGGGAGGGGCAGCCCCUGGGACCCUCCCGCUGGCACCUGCCCAUCCCGCUGCCAGGCAGGAACAAGCCUGCUCCUCCAGCCCCUUCCCCAUCAAAUAAACAUCUUCAUCUGGCGGAGGUCACAGAGGUCCCGGCCAGGCUCUGGUUCCUGGGGGCUGGCUCCAGGAGAGGUCUCGGGGAUUGCCAGGCCUGCGGUCUGGGCGUGGGGCCGCAUCAGGCUCUGCGCUCCAUGGUGGAGCUGCCGGCUCUCCCGACCCACCCAGCUGUCCCUGCCUGGCCAGCCCAGGAGCCAAGAAGGUUGUGUGAGGUGGGGCUGGGGCUCUGAGAGGCUAGAACUCUGCUCCUGUCCCUCCGGGCACACGCCUCCCUGAUGCAAACCCCACGUGAUGACCAGGGAGAUGGGGGUGGCCUGCCUGCCACCUGGGGCAGAGCUGAGGAAUGUGGGCCCGCCCUCCGGCCUGGAGACCCGAGUUGCCCAGACGGGGCUCUGCUCCCCACCCUCCCCACCCAUCCUGCCGCCCCGCCCUGGCCUGACUGGUUUGGGAGCCCAAUCCAGUCCCGCCAUCCCUGAGGAGUCGGGGGAUGGACCGCGCCCCACCCACUGGGCUCUCUGCCCAGUCCUUCCUGGCUAUCAUCUGGAGCUGAGCGUCUC